AUGAGUGGAGAGUUUAAUGGUUUGAAAAGUAUUAUCAUGAAGGAGAAUGAAUCUGCUUUUUUUGUCCAUUGUUUUGCUCAUCAACUACAAUUAGCACUCCUGGGCAUGGCAAAGAAACAUGAUUUAAUAGGUACUUUUCUCACCGUAGUGUCUAAUGUGGUGAAUGUUGUUGGAGCCUCAUCUAAGUGUCGUGACAUUCUCCGGGAAAAACAAGCUCUCAAAGUCAUCGAAGCCUUAAAAGGUGGAGAACUUUUGAGUGGAAGAGGCCAAAAUCAAGAAAGUGGAAUUAAGCGUCCAUAUGAUACACAUUGGGGAUCACACUUUGGUACUUUGGUAAGCUUUACUAUCAUGUUUUCAUAUAUUAUUGAUGUGCUUGAGGAAAUUACAAAUGAUAGAUUGAAUAGCGAGCAAAAAUAUGAAGCAUCUAUUAUGUUACAAAUGGUGCAAACAUAUGAUUUUGUCUUUAGCUUGCAUUUGGUGAAGAAUAUUCUUGGGAUCACAAAUGAGUUGUCACAAGACUUACAAAAACAUGAUCAAGAUAUUGUGAAUGCAAUGGAUUUAGUCAAAAUAUGCAAGAAACAGUUACAAAUGAUGAGAGACAAUGGAUGUGAUUCUUUAGUAGAACAAGUUUCUAAUUUUUGUAUGAAGUUCAAUAUUGAUGUUCUUGAUAUGAAUCAUAUGUAUUGUCCUCAAGGGAAAUCACAGCGCAAGGCUCCAAAGCUUACAAAUUUUCACUAUUUUCAUGUUGAUUUUUUCAAUACAGGAAAGUUAAUCCGUCUUGCUCAACUUUAUCCAUGUGAUUUUUCUACAAUGGAUAUAAAGGUACUAGAAUAUCAACUUCAAACAUAUGUUGAUGAUAUGUGUUUUCAUGUCAAGUUUUCAGCUUUGAAAGGGAUGGUUGAUCUUUCUAAGAAACUAGUUGAGACACAAAAGGAUAAGGUAUAUCCAUUGGUUUAUUUGCUUAUUAAAUUGGCAUUAACGCUUCCAGUUGCAACAGCUUCGGUAGAAAGAUCAUUCUCUGCAAUGAACAUUGUAAAGAAUCAAAUGCUCAACAAAAUGGGAGAUCAAUGGUUGAAUGAUAGCCUCACUGUGUAUCUUGAGAAGGAUGUAUUCAAUGCUAUUGAUAAUGAGCCUAUUAUUCAUCGUUUUCAAAACAUGAAAUCCCGUCGAGGACAACUUUAA
Molecule: messenger RNA, 1182 nt
Organism: Humulus lupulus (European hop)
Lineage: Eukaryota; Viridiplantae; Streptophyta; Magnoliopsida; Rosales; Cannabaceae
Exons: 3
Coding region: 1-1182 (393 amino acids)
Molecular function (GO): protein dimerization activity
Source: RefSeq, a predicted model, not a curated record